This is a messenger RNA of Apis dorsata (giant honeybee), 447 nucleotides long. RefSeq lists its product as uncharacterized. The transcript is spliced from 2 exons. The coding region runs from base 37 to 432 and encodes 131 amino acids. NCBI's taxonomy places the organism in Eukaryota, Metazoa, Arthropoda, Insecta, Hymenoptera, Apidae. The record is from RefSeq and is a predicted model, not a curated record.
AGUUCAACAAACAAGUAUCUAGCACCUCAGAAUAAAAUGCGUCACCUAUUUCAUGUGGUUAUGUACACACAACAGAGAAGACGACAAUACACUUCAUUUCCCGACUCACAUGACUACAACAUUUGGAUCUUAUCGUUUCCAGACAGAAGUUACCUCAAGAACGAUUCAGGCGUGACUGGCGUUGAGUCGACGCAAACCUCACGACGCAACUGGUGCAGGUUCAUGCACAAAAGGGGAGGUGGACACGAGGUCCCCGACCCUCUUACAGGGAAAACUGUUACAGGAAGGCCCAGAUAUAUUGCACAUAUAUAUAUACCUUACCCAUUAUUCCAUUUAAUCACAAACAAACAUUGGCAUCGUACUAAACUAAUUUUGGCAUCAUUAAAAUUUAACAAUUUAACAGAUUAUUUCAUAAAUAAUAAAAAAAUUUGAGUAUCUUAAUCUUCA